UUUCCGCUGAAGGACGAGUACUCGAGCGCUGUUUGUUCAUAUUCACUGGUGUGUCCUUUGGUGGCAGAAUCCGUUUCCAGCUCCAGCUGAAGGUGAAGUAUGUGGACGCUGUCUGUUCACGUUCAGUGGUGCCGCGUGAGGCGGCGGAGUAUUUCGGGAGGCUUUUGCAUGCCUGACCGUAACUGUCAAAUUUUGUUUUCUGGUUGAUAAAAAAGGGAGCCCCCGGACGCCCGUGGUUCUCGGCUUUCUCUGAUGAACCUCGACCGGUAAAUCGCCCUAUCAAGUCUAAAGGACGUCGAUAGGGCGGAUGAAUCCGACGGUGGCUCCUUGAUGCCGUGGCUAGUCAUGAUAUUCGUUGAAGGCUCGUGGCGGUUGCCGAUUGAGGAGAAGGGUUCCGUAUUAUGGUAGCCUUUACGGUUUUGCGGCAUUGCCUUCAUGGCGCCUCACGCGUCACCUCAUACAGAGAAGAUGGUAGGCGAUGGCCAGAAUCACGUGUUUUCAGAGUCGCUAUUGCACUUUGGUGUGCGGGCAGUCGGAUGACACGGAGAAGUGGGACCGGUCAAACGCCUAAAACUAAAUAACUGAGUUAAUUAAUACAGGGUUGAACUAUGUGAGUAUCAUUGUCUUAUGGUUCCACCGCUUCACAGUUGGCACUAUGCGCCUGGUUAGAGCAGGUGGCGGUCCCCUGACGCUCUCUGGGUCCCGUUGCUAGAGCAGUUCCACCCGCAGCAGAAUGUAAAGCACGAUUGCUGGUAGUCGUGUGUACAGUAUCUGGAAUUCGGGGGCCGGCUAGGUUCCUCAGUGAGUGUCUACGAGCUUUCUUUCGCUCUGUGCGCUUCAAAACACUGUGGUGAGCUGGUCGUCGGUAUAAAAGUGCAGUAAGAAAAGUGGCAGCUUGAGCAACAUUGUGGCAAAGGUCGAAGCAGCAAUCGCAAAUGUCAGUCGUAUUUGGAUGUGUGGCAAAACCCGACGGAUGCUGGUCCAAGAAAAGAAGGAACACAGGGGAGGGUACCACGUUGCACAAUGGGCACCAUACCGUUUAGAGAGAUCCACAGAGGCAGCUGAAGCACUCCGUGCUCGAUCGCUAGAGCCUGUAUGUGAGUAGCUGUUCACAACUCUGCAAUCGAAAGGGGGUUGGUGAAGAAUGUGGGUGGAUGGGAUUCAUCUUUCAUUAUUGGCGGUUGGAAUGCCUACACCCGUGCGCUUUCGAUCAAUGUGUUCUUCCCCACACAGUUGCUGUUUCGUCGAAAAUUCCGAGCAAAGGGAGAUUCAGAGUUUGUUCUCAGGUCACCAGCUACUCCUCCUGGGUUCGUGUUUCUGUGACGCUGCCGAGAGUACCGUCGCUGGCCGGCGGUCGUACCAAAGACAUACUACGCGACCUGGAUGGGUGACCGGCGCUGUUCAGCAGACCUCAAACGGAUGGAGACUGGAUGUGUCUCGGCAGCAGAUGCCACAGUGGAAGCGUGGACACAUCCGAGGACGUCCCUAACGUUGUCGGUGUUCGUCUCUCAGUCUACAGCCCACACGAAGCUUGGCAGACGCUUGCGCUGUCAGAAAUUUCCAUGCGUUUGUAGCCCGUAGGAAGCUCCCAAAUUUUUCACAAUCUUAGCGGGAUGUAGUGUUUUAGCGGCUCAAGACCAGCAUUAUUUCAAGGACAUGAUGCGACUCUAGACGGCCAGCCCAAUCAUUAUCUGUUUCUUGCGUACGCACUCUAACAGACAGCUGCCGCUGCCAACUCUCGCCGUCCGUUCGUGGCACUUUUACUCAGGAAACUGGGCCCCACCCAGUGUGUCACCUCGUGUCUAUUUCGCUCUUGAGAAGCUUGGCCGACGCAUGCGCCACGCUUGUUCAUGAUAAAGCCGCC
Toxoplasma gondii ME49 is the source of this 1864-nucleotide messenger RNA. RefSeq lists its product as hypothetical. NCBI's taxonomy places the organism in Eukaryota, Apicomplexa, Conoidasida, Eucoccidiorida, Sarcocystidae. The record is from RefSeq and is a predicted model, not a curated record. The transcript is spliced from 3 exons. Bases 1145 to 1489 code for a protein of 114 amino acids.